Messenger RNA from Somion occarium, 2134 nucleotides. Lineage: Eukaryota; Fungi; Basidiomycota; Agaricomycetes; Polyporales; Cerrenaceae. The record is from the annotation of a GenBank genome assembly.
GCCUAAUACAGUAAGUCAAUUCAAACUCAGUUAGCUCUAGCGCCGCCCCUCCCAUAGAUAGACUGCCAAAUAUUCGUCCUCGGCAAAACGACGACCGCCUUCGAACUUUACGGUGUACAGCUGAGACUAGAGACGAGCCUAUCACCACCGAAAUUCCCAUCUAUCUUGGUUUUCUAUGGAGGCUUUCCAGCUCCUUUCCCGAGGAGGCGUGAAAUUCAACAAGAAACGGUUUGCAACUCAGGUGGAGAUCUUCAAUAAAGACUCGAGGAAGCUCGAUAAGGGAAAGCAAAGGGCUAGUCUGACGGAGGAAGAGCUCCCACAUGACUUGGAUUUCUUCAAGUAUGCUCAGAACGUGAAUACCAAGCGCAAAUCCACCGAGGACGCAAAGCACACGAGCAAGAAACAAAAAGUAGCUGAGGAUGAUUCCGAUGAGGCGUUACCGGCAUGGACUGCACCAAUUCCCCGUCAACGCGUAACUGCUAAAGGUUCCAAUGUACCUGAUCCCAUAGAAUCUUUCCGGGAACUUAGGGAUCGGUACCACAUAAGCUCGCACUUCCUGUCCAACCUAGCGCAGAAUGGGUAUAAGGAACCGACAGGAAUUCAGGCUCAUGGAAUACCCAUAUUGAUGGAAGGUCGGAAUCUUGCUGCUAUCUCCCCAACGGGAACGGGAAAGACAUUGGCGUACCUUUUACCCAUUAUGUCGCUUCUCGGUGCCCCAGCUUCUAGCUCCAAGCUUGAUACUAGGAGCGGUGUUCGAGCGUUGGUCCUUGCACCUACACGCGAAUUGGCGCAUCAGAUACACAAUGAAUGCUUGAAGCUAGCGCAGGGGCGAAAAUGGCGAAUUAUAUUGUUCAGCAAAGCAACCGCAAAUGCACUGAAUGAUCAGAACGUCCGGGACAGCGUAGACAUAAUCAUUAGCACGCCUCUCAGAUUAGUCGCAGCAAUGCAGAGUGGCGUAAUAGGACUCGAGAAUGUGCGUCAUGUAGUGCUGGACGAAGCCGAUCGCAUGCUCGAUACGGAGUUUCUAGAUCAAGUGCAAGAAGUGAUAGCUGGAUGUUCACGGGAAGGUGUGCAAAAGGCUGUAUUCAGUGCCACUCUUCCAUCUGGUGCGGAGAAGAUUGCUAUGGACAUGAUGAAACACCCAAUCCGGGUAGUCGUUGGCCUGAAGGAUACGCCGUUGCCCCUCAUCGCUCAAUCUCUAACAUAUGUCGCCGAUGAUUUCUCCAAACUCCCAACCCUUCUGCAGUAUCUAGCUCAGCCCUACAACCCACCCCUCCUUAUCUUUGUAUCUUCUCAAGAGCGCGCAUCAUCGUUAGCAGAGGAGCUGGUUCUCAGCGGUAUACCGAAUGUCGAUCAUCUACACGCGGGGAUGACGAAGAAGGAACGAGAAGAUGCUGUCAGUCGCAUGCGGCAGGGGCAGAGCUGGGUCAUGGUGACGACCGAAGUGAUGGCGAGGGGAAUGGAUUUCAAAGGUGUUCGAGAAGUCAUUAGUUAUGACUUCCCUCAGAGCGUCCAGAGCUACGUUCAUAGAAUCGGGCGUACCGGCCGUAUGGGCCGCGAAGGAAAAGCGGUGACAUAUUUCACUGAUGAAGACGCGCCAUUCCUUAAAAUGAUUGCAAAUGUCAUUCUGCAGUCGGGUUCAUCCGUACCGGAAUGGAUGCUCAAGCUGCCGAAGCCAUCCAAAAUGAAAAGACGAGAGAUGGGCAAGGUAAAACGUGCAGAUACUGUCAAUGAUGCUCGCAGAAUAGGUAGAAGCGAUGCCAUCAAGAAGCGGGAAAUGGUUGCUGCCUCGAAGCGUCGCAAGGAAAAGGCCGAGGCUGUCUCUUCACAGUCGCAAGUCGAGGCCAAAAUUGACUCAUAGCGAAACGAUUUGCCCUUCCGUCUUCGUUUUCCUGCAUUACCUACUUUAUCUACAUAUAUUGCCAUUUCUUUCAUGAAAUUUCGAAUCAUGCCAUGAAGCUCUUCCCUACUCAAUGAAGAACGCCGAGGCUUGCGCCACUCGGUGGAAUUAACAUUAUGGGUAUGCCCACUGCACUACUGCGCGCAUCUCAUUAAAUCUGUCAGCAAGGAGUGGAUUGUUACAUACUAUGGAUCAAGUCGCAAGCCUGCAGGUCUGCUUAUCGGAUUCAUUUAC